Phodopus roborovskii (desert hamster) is the source of this 2240-nucleotide messenger RNA. RefSeq names its product cathepsin O (gene Ctso). Lineage: Eukaryota; Metazoa; Chordata; Mammalia; Rodentia; Cricetidae. The transcript is spliced from 8 exons. The record is from RefSeq and is a predicted model, not a curated record. Bases 1 to 936 code for a protein of 311 amino acids. Gene Ontology annotation, molecular function: cysteine-type endopeptidase activity. Gene Ontology annotation, cellular component: lysosome.
AUGAAGCCACGGUGGGCGACCCUCUUGCUGCUGUGCUGCUGCUGUCUGGGCCGCGGGGUUGCCCGGACCUGGCCACGGAGCCACCAGCGGGAGGCGGCCGCCUUGCGGGAAAGUCUUAACAGACAUCGCUACUUGAACUCUUUCUCUCAUGAAAACUCCACUGCCUGCUAUGGACUAAAUCAAUUUUCUUAUCUGUCUCCCGAAGAGUUUAAAGCUAUGUAUUUAGGCAGCAAACCAACCUGGUCUCCCAGAUACCCAGCAGCAGGACAGACACCCAUCCCCAAUGUGUCUUUGCCAUUGAGAUUUGACUGGAGGGACAAGCAUGUUGUGAAUCAAGUGAGAAACCAGAGGAUGUGCGGAGGAUGCUGGGCCUUCAGCGUGGUGAGUGCAAUAGAGACGGCUUGUGCCAUCCAAGGGAAGCCUUUGAACUACCUCAGUGUACAGCAGGUCAUCGAUUGUUCCUUUAAUAACUAUGGCUGCAGCGGUGGCUCUCCUCUCAGUGCCUUGAGCUGGCUAAAUGAGACACAGGUGAAGUUGGUGGAAGAUUCAGAAUACCCAUUCAAGGCAGAAAAUGGCCUGUGUCGAUACUUUCCCCAAUCACAAUCUGGAGUUUCAAUCAAAGAUUUUUCUGCAUAUGACUUCAGUGGCCAAGAAGAUGAAAUGGCAAAAGCACUUCUGAACUUCGGCCCUUUGGUGGUGAUAGUUGAUGCAGUCAGCUGGCAAGAUUAUCUAGGGGGUGUAAUUCAGCAUCACUGCUCCAGUGGGGAGGCUAACCAUGCAGUGCUCAUCACAGGAUUUGAUAAAACAGGAAAUACUCCAUAUUGGAUUGUGCGAAACUCCUGGGGAACCUCCUGGGGAAUAGAAGGCUAUGCGCAUGUGAAAAUGGGAGGUAAUGUUUGUGGCAUUGCAGACUCUGUUUCUGUUGUCUUUGUGUGAUCAUGCAAUAUUUUGGAGUCAUCAUGAGACACCAUAAAAAUGAAGCUCUUCAUAGUAAAAUCUAAUAUAAUACUUAAUUCUAAGCAGUAUUCACUGUCAAGUUUCAACAACUGCCUGCAAGAGUUUCUAAGUGCAAGCUAGCAUUUUUGUAAUCAAUGGUAGGUCAUCCCAUUCUUGCAGAAAGAUGGACAACGAAGUUCAUAGGAAUCACCUCCUCCCUCACCACCUCCAUCACAUGGGCAUGCAAGGAAAUUUGGAACAGUGUGGAAUUCUGAGAACUUGUUGGGGUCAGAAGUCGCAUCAAGCCUUCCAUAUCUAGAAGCAACUGGGAUUUUUGCUUUCUUUUUUGUCUUUCUGGCUGUUUAUUGUAAUGGAGUACUUUGCUCAGGUUGGAUCAAAGAAAUGAUCAGAAUUUGUUUUCCUUUGUGACUUAUAGUCACAAGCCAUAGAUGACCUCAUCUACUAGAACUCUCAGCCUAAGGUGGUAUGUAUCUUACAAUCACAGCAGCCUUAUGAGAGGGAAUGCCAUCCUUAUGGAUUUGAAAUAUCAGUUGUUUUACUUCAGCAAAUGGACCUUACCCUAAACAGUUUAACAACUAUGCAUAAAGAAGAAAUGUGAAACUCCCUUCUUCAGAGAGACAACCCAACUGAAUUUAAUUGAAGCACAUGGCAUCUAUGUGAUAGGAAGUAACCUAUGGCACUUCCAGUGAGGAAAGCUUCACUGCCAAGGAUCCAGUACAUUUAGCUUCUUGCUUUCUUCUCUCAGUAGAAGAGAACGAAGUAUUUUCCACAUAUUUCUACCUCCCUUUUUCUUACUGUAAAAUUCCCAUAUGUUCCUUGUGGUCACCUUCCAGUUCAAAAGAACUCAGACCCAUUGUUGGCAUUCCAUUUCUAUUCCCGAUUUCUUAUUUAAAAAAAUUCUUUGACAUCUGCUAGCCCCACUCACUCUAAUGAAGGACUAAUGUGCCCUUCAUUAGAAUACUAGAAUCAAAAACAAAGCUCCAUAUUCUUCUUCCUGUCCCAGGAAGAAGCAAUCUCAAAAGAAUUUCCAGAGACUGGAGUAUGAAAAAAUAGCAGAAGACAGGUCUUAAUAUUUUGAAUAGAGUACUCUAAUUAUUCAAGGAUUCCAGAAAGGAAUUAAGUUCAGCUAUAGUUUUGGUUACUGACUUUCAAUAUAUUAUCAGUGGUUUUCUGAUACCCAAUUUCAAAUGCAAAAGAAGUUUUAAAUCCUCAUGAUUGUUACCUCUCAAGUAUUCUGUAUUUUGAUAACAUUUAUAAUAAAAAUCAAUAUUUGACUUUGAAUU